Molecule: messenger RNA, 1194 nt
Organism: Malassezia globosa CBS 7966
Lineage: Eukaryota; Fungi; Basidiomycota; Malasseziomycetes; Malasseziales; Malasseziaceae
Exons: 1
Coding region: 1-1194 (397 amino acids)
Biological process (GO): base-excision repair; double-strand break repair via nonhomologous end joining
Molecular function (GO): DNA binding; DNA-directed DNA polymerase activity
Source: RefSeq, a predicted model, not a curated record
AUGGACGCAUACCUUUUGUGGGAUCGCCCUCCCAACUCUGUGACCCCCUUCGGCCCGGAAUAUUUGCUAGAUGCCUCCAAAUCUAGACAAAGCAUCGAUCCAAAUCAUUUUGAUGACCCAGACGCAACGCCCACGCCGUCACCCACCUGGAUUGACUCUCAAGAAGCCAGUCCAAAUCAAGGCUGGGUUAAUUCUGACUACGCUAUUUUUCGGCCCACUCCCCUCGUGAGCCCAUGGAAUCAACCAUUGGUGGACGAACUAGAGUGUGUCAGGAUGCAUCGCCGUCUCACUCGAGAUGCUCACAGUGAAAUGGCUUAUCUGCGCGCAGCAAGUGCCGUUAAGGCUGCUCCGUAUCCACUCAAGGCACUCGAUGAGAUGCAACUCAAGGCUAUCAAGGGCAUCGGGCCUAAAAUGAUUACAGUCAUUCAGCAAUUUUACGAGCACGGCUACAUUCCUGAGGCUGAAAUCAUUCGAAACGACCGAGCUGUGCAAACGAUGUUCCACUUUAUGAAACUUCAUGGAGUCGGGCCUCACAUGUCUGAGAGACUGUACAAAGAAGGUUGCCGCACGCUAGAAGAUGUCAUUUUGACUGGCAAGAUGGAGUUUGCGAAUCGACUAGGUCCAUCCAUUAGUCUUUCCAUGCUGCCUGAUCUUCUUCGACCAAUUCCUCGUGCCCAGGUAGAAUGUAUUCGCAACGACAUCUUACGCGUUUUGGACGGCCUUGUCUCGAAUGCUCAGGCAGUCAUUGUUGGCGGAUAUCGUCGGGGAAAGGAGCUGUCAGGUGACGUGGAUCUAGUUGUGUCAAGCUCCUCGGAAGAAUCAGCAACGACGCUUCUUCAUGCUCUUGUGCAUUCUUUACGCGACGCGGGCAAAGUGUCUCAUACUCUGGCUCUCUCGCGGCACACGGAGGAUCAUCGACUCGUGGACGUGGCCGAGAUUGUCUAUGCAGAUACAUCCUCAGGCAAGCAAAUGCAUCGACGCGUUGAUAUCGUGUAUGCAGUGCGUGCUUAUUUAGGUGCCGCUAUUCUUGCAUGGACUGGCAGCUCGCUCUAUGAGCGUGAUCUCCGGCGCUGGGCUCAGACGCGCGGAUAUUCUGUACGUGCAGGGUGCUUGCAUAAAAGGGAAUGUGGACUGACCAUGAAAACAAGUUUUCACAAGCUGGACUGUUUCAUCUUCAGUCACAGGAACUGGUGA